Messenger RNA from Acanthisitta chloris (rifleman), 1061 nucleotides. RefSeq names its product coxsackie virus and adenovirus receptor (gene CXADR). Gene Ontology annotation, biological process: homotypic cell-cell adhesion. NCBI's taxonomy places the organism in Eukaryota, Metazoa, Chordata, Aves, Passeriformes, Acanthisittidae. The annotation marks the transcript as partial. Gene Ontology annotation, cellular component: bicellular tight junction; intercalated disc; basolateral plasma membrane. The transcript has 6 exons. The record is from RefSeq and is a predicted model, not a curated record. Gene Ontology annotation, molecular function: cell adhesion molecule binding.
GUCUAACAAGAAGCCUAACUAUAACUUCAGUUGACCCAUCUAUGUUUGAAAAAGCACAAGGAGAGAAAGUUACAUUGCCAUGUACGUUUGAACUCUCAGAAGAAGAUCGAGGCCCACUAGAUAUUGAGUGGGGAUUGAUACCAGCAGAUAGUCAAAUGGAGGAAAAAAUAAUAAUUAUGUACUCUGUAGACAGGACUUACAAUAAUUAUUAUGCUGCUAAGACUGGGCGGAUGCAGUUUGCUCAUCCUGAUCCCAAAUCUGGUGAUGGUUCAUUGGAUAUCCUGAAUUUAAAGGCAGCAGACACUGGCACAUACCAGUGCAAAGUGAAGAAGGCUCCUGGAGUUCAAAGCAAAAAAAUGCAGUUGACUGUACUUGUAAGGCCAGCAAGAACUAAAUGUUCCAUUGAAGGAUCACAGGAGAUUGGAAAAGAUGUUACCUUGAAAUGUGCAUCACAAGAAGGAUCCCCACUUUUGUCUUACGACUGGAGAAGAGUAUCUGGCACUCAGGAACUUCCUGCCAUUUCCGUGCUGAAUAAAAAUACAGGGGAGCUUCUUCUGAAAAAUGCCUCUCAAGAAUAUUCUGGUACAUACCACUGUGUUGCCUCAAACAGAGUUGGCACGGAUGAAUGUUCUGUUGAGCUGAAUGUCACCCCUCCCGUAAAUACAGCUGGUAUAAUUGCUGGAGCUAUUAUAGGAACUCUACUGGGUCUUUCUGUACUGACUUUUCUCGUCUUCUGUUGCUGUAAGAAGCACAGAGAGAAGAAAUAUGAGAAGGAAGUCCAUCAUGAUAUCAGAGAAGAUGUUCCACCUCCAAAAAGUCGCAGUUCAACAGCUCGUAGCUACAUAGGCAGCAAUCGUUCUUCUCUGGGUUCAAUGUCUCCCUCAAACAUGGAAGGAUAUACCAAAACUCCAUAUAGCCAAGUCCCAAGUGAAGACUUCGAACGUAGUCCUGGUCAAAACCCAACCUUUGCACCUUCAAAGGUAGCUGCACCUAAUUUAAGUAGAAUGGGAGCUGUUCCUGUGAUGAUUCCAGCACAAAGCAAAGAUGGGUCCAUAGUAUAA